GCAAAAGUAACAAGACGCAGUCGAGAUCACCAGAAGCUUAUCGCGGCGAAGAAGCACCGAUGAUUGGCGGCGUUGGACCCUGAAUACCUCUUUUCACCAUGUCCACAGAAGAUCUUGGCUUCAAGGCUGCCUUACAGGAGGCCCGCCAAGGCAGCAGUGAAGGCGGAGUGCCUAUCGGCGCAGCCCUGGUGUCAGCUGAAGGCAAAGUCUUGGGUCAGGGCCACAAUAUGCGCAUUCAGAAAGGCAGUGCUACUCUGCAUGCAGAGAUAUCCGCUCUGGAAAAUGCAGGACGCCUGCCAGCUUCGGCUUACCAAGGUGCAACCAUGUACACCAGCCUCUCCCCAUGUGACAUGUGUACGGGCGCCUGCGUAAUGUACAAGGUCAAACGAGUUGUAAUUGGUGAGAACAAUACGUUCAAGGGAGGCGAGGAGUAUCUGAAGAGUAAGGGUAUCGAAGUUGUGGUCUUGCAGAGCGAGGAGUGUGAAGCACUAAUGCAAAAGUUCAUCAAAGAGAAGCCUGGGGAUUGGUACGAGGACAUUGGAGAGAAUGAAUAGAGUGCUGGCUCUUCUGGCUG
This is a messenger RNA of Boeremia exigua, 574 nucleotides long. Its product is annotated as cytidine deaminase-like protein. Gene Ontology annotation, molecular function: diaminohydroxyphosphoribosylaminopyrimidine deaminase activity. The record is from RefSeq and is a predicted model, not a curated record. NCBI's taxonomy places the organism in Eukaryota, Fungi, Ascomycota, Dothideomycetes, Pleosporales, Didymellaceae. The transcript is spliced from 4 exons. Bases 99 to 554 code for a protein of 151 amino acids. Gene Ontology annotation, cellular component: cytoplasm; nucleus.